AUGGACAGAUUAAACCAGUUGGCCGGCCAGUUGAACCCAUCCUCCAAGCAAUCUUUGCUCCAGAAGAACCCAGAUGAUGUAGUUAUCGUCGCAGCUUACAGAACCGCAAUCACCAAGGGUGGUAAAGGUGGCUUCAAGGAUGUUGGAACUGACUGGAUUUUGCAAAAGUUUUUGGAAGCUUUCUUGAAGAAGACAAAUGUCGACCCAAAGUUGGUGGAGGACGUCACCGUUGGUAACUGUUUGAGACAGGCUUGUGGUGCAACCGAGCACAGAGGUGCUGUUCUCAGCGCCGGUUUCCCAUACACAACCGCGUACCUGUCUGUCAACAGACAAUGUUCGUCUGGUUUGAUGGCUGUGGCUGACAUUGCCAACAAGAUCAAGUGUGGCCUGAUCGACGCUGGUAUUGGUGCCGGUGUGGAAUCAAUGAGUUCCAACUACAAUGCCAACGCUCUUGCCAGGGCCGAUGUUGGUAUCCGUAAGGAGCCAGAGAUGGAGAAGUGUAUGAUUCCUAUGGGUUUCACCAACGAGAACGUUGCCAAGAAGUACAGCAUCCCUAGAAGCCGCAACGACGAGUUCGCUGCUAACUCCUACGCCAAGGCCGAAAGGGCCGUGUCCUCGGGUGCCUUCAAGGACGAGAUCUUGCCUAUCGAGUCCUACACCAAUGAAGGUGACGAAGAUGAUGAUGAGCCAAUUUUGAAGAAGUUCAUUGUUGACACUGACGAGGGACCAAGAAAGGGUGUUACUGCCGAGUCCUUGGGCAAGUUGAAGCCAGCUUUCGAGGAGGGAGGUGUCACCCAUGCUGGUAACGCAUCUCAGGUUUCCGAUGGAUGUGCUGGUGUUCUCUUGAUGAGAAGAUCUGUUGCAGAGAAGAACAACUUGCCAAUCGUCGGUAAGUAUGUUGCCUGUUCCACCGUUGGUGUUCCACCAGAAAUCAUGGGUGUUGGUCCAGCUGUUGCAAUCCCAGAUGUGUUGAAGAAGACGGGCUUGACCGUUGAGGACAUCUCUGUUUUCGAGAUUAACGAGGCUUUCGCUGCCCAGUGCUUGUACUCCGCUGAAACCUUGAACAUUCCAGCUGAGAAGUUGAACCCUAAUGGUGGUGCCAUUGCCUUGGGUCAUCCAUUGGGCUGCACUGGAGCCAGACAGUACGCUACAAUCUUGCGUUUGUUGAAGGCUGGUGAGUUCGGUAUCACUUCCAUGUGCAUUGGAACAGGUAUGGGAGCUGCUUCCAUUUUGAUUAAGGAGUAA
Sungouiella intermedia is the source of this 1245-nucleotide messenger RNA. Lineage: Eukaryota; Fungi; Ascomycota; Pichiomycetes; Serinales; Metschnikowiaceae. The record is from the annotation of a GenBank genome assembly.